AUGUUAAUAUUGAUAGAAAAGGUAUUAAGUCAGGAUUCAUGCCAUCUAUCACCAACUAAACCAAAAACAAUUAUUGGGUAUUAUCCGGCUUAUAGUCCUAAUAAUUUAAAACCGGGGAUAGAUUUUGAUAUCAAUCUAUCAAUUAAUCACUUAAACUAUAUUGCAUUUGGUCCAAAUGAUCUUGUCAAUAAUGGCAACAAUACGAAUCCUGGUGGAGACCCAUAUGCAAUUAUGAGCCGUCAAAGUCAAUUUUCCAAACUUAAUGAUCUGAAAAAUUAUAAGACUAAGAACAAUCUAAACUUUACAAUUAUUCUAUCAGUCCUGUUACCAACUGAUGCGAGUAAUUUAACUCAACUCCUCUAUGUAGGGUCAGGACCAAAUUCAUCAGUGUCAUCAGGAGGAACGGCUUUGAUGGA
Dentiscutata erythropus is the source of this 416-nucleotide messenger RNA. The record is from the annotation of a GenBank genome assembly. NCBI's taxonomy places the organism in Eukaryota, Fungi, Glomeromycota, Glomeromycetes, Diversisporales, Gigasporaceae.